Symbiodinium pilosum is the source of this 1107-nucleotide messenger RNA. NCBI's taxonomy places the organism in Eukaryota, Dinophyceae, Suessiales, Symbiodiniaceae. The record is from the annotation of a GenBank genome assembly.
AUGCUGGAGGCGCUGAGCCUCGAGCAGAUUGUGGAAGCAUCGACUCCGGGAAAAGUCGCCCGGCUGGUGCACAAGGAGUUGCCUUUCCGGUUUGCAGCACGCAUCCAGCAUAUUGAGGCUGUUACUGGCUGGGAGAAGCAGCUAGAGCUGCAGCAACUGCACGAGAUUUUCCUCGACUCAUUCAGCGAGCUUCGCAUGGCAGAGCCUCCGGGAACUGAGGAAUGCCAGCUGUCUGUGGAGGACUUGAAGGAAUAUACAGAGGUUAUCCGAAGUGUGCGUAAACGACAUCGGCCAGUCGUUGCUUUACUGGCAGAGGCUGUCCGGAAGAUGAUGCACAGCGAUGCGGCCUGGAUGGAAGGAGAUGCCUUCCAGUCGUGGGCUGACACGUUCUUGCUGUCUAGAAUCUCUACAGAGAUGCUCACAUCCCAUUACAUGGCCGUUGUGGAGUCACACGAUCCCUCGGCAGAGCAGCUGCAUAGUGCUGACCACAUCGGUAUUGUUGACACAAAGUGCAAUCCUGGACGAAUUUGUGAAGAGGCGGCCAAAGCAGUGCAGGCAAUGUAUGCAAAUCCAGAAAGGCAGGUCGCAGGAAGUCUAAGUGUGAAGGUUCACUCACACUCAGACUCCGGUUCACUCUCUGCCAUCGAGUUCUCAUACAUCCCAAAAUACUUGUUCUACAUCGUCCAGGAGCUGAUAAAGAAUAGCGCCAGAGCGACCGUGGAGGCCUGCGAAGUUGAUAGGCGAAGAACUUUAUCCCAAAGGCCCAUCAUUGUAACCGUCUGCGCUGACCAGAAACAAGUGGCCAUCAGGAUAGCAGACCAGGGAGGAGGCGUGCCAUUUGGCAAAGCUGACGAGAUUUGGUCCUAUCUCUUUUCGACGUCGAAGCAACCUUUCCAGGAGUACCUGGAGAGUGGAAGUCCCCUUGCGGGCUGGGGCGUUGGUCUGCCAUUAGGUCGACUCUAUGCCAGGUAUUUGGGUGGAUCACUGGAGUUGAUGAACGUGCCUGGCACGGGUGUGGAUGCGUACCUGUUUUUGAGACGAAUUGCCCCAUCAGAGCGAGAUGGCAUACCGCGUACCUCCAUCUCAGACUCACUGGCCCCGGUCUAG